Messenger RNA from Staurois parvus, 328 nucleotides. The record is from the annotation of a GenBank genome assembly. NCBI's taxonomy places the organism in Eukaryota, Metazoa, Chordata, Amphibia, Anura, Ranidae.
AUGUAAGUAAUAAGUAUCCUGCUCUUUUCACAGGGAUCUAAAACUGGACAAUAUUCUUCUGGACGCAGAAGGCCAUUGUAAAUUGGCUGACUUUGGGAUGUGUAAGGAGGGAAUUCUAAAUGGUGUCACUACAACAACGUUCUGUGGUACCCCCGACUACAUUGCUCCUGAGAUAUUACAGGAAUUAGAAUAUGGGCCCUCUGUUGAUUGGUGGGCGCUAGGUGUCCUGAUGUAUGAGAUGAUGGCAGGUCAACCUCCUUUUGAAGCUGACAAUGAAGAUGACCUCUUUGAAUCCAUCCUUCACGAUGACGUUCUGUACCCAGUCUGG